Messenger RNA from Cryptomeria japonica (Japanese cedar), 1483 nucleotides. RefSeq lists its product as uncharacterized. The record is from RefSeq and is a predicted model, not a curated record. Gene Ontology annotation, molecular function: GTPase activity; GTP binding. Gene Ontology annotation, biological process: intracellular protein transport; vesicle-mediated transport. The transcript has 4 exons. Gene Ontology annotation, cellular component: cytoplasm. The coding region runs from base 596 to 1225 and encodes 209 amino acids. Lineage: Eukaryota; Viridiplantae; Streptophyta; Pinopsida; Cupressales; Cupressaceae.
GGUGGCAAGUGUCUCCUCAAAAGGAAAAUGCUUCCAGAAGGCAUGGGACCCUGUGGGAUUAUUCGUCAAGCUUGUCUUUAUGUGAAGGAAAUACAUAUGUUCUUUGACUAUACAACGGAGGAGCAGGUAUAAUUUUGUCAAGCAAGAAAGAGAGAGGAGAACCACUUUAUUCUGUAGAAUAUGAAAAAGUAGGUCACCUGUAUGGGUCCCUUCCAAGGUUAAAACCAGAAUCAUUGCCUUGAUGAAAGACAGCUGUGAUAAAUCUUGUCCGCCACCAUUAAUCAAAUCAUAUAGGGCGCAAAUUGUCAGAUAUGUGCCAAGUUACAGGGCCCUGAUAAGACUUAUGCCGUGGAAAUGCUAUGGCAGAUCCAAAUAAACAAUAAAUAGCAUGAAGUACAUGUGCACCAUUGUUGAAUACUUUUUCCCAAUAGAAGUUUUCAUUCUCUCCCCUGCUGCAGGGAAUAUUGGCCCUAGCAAACCCCAAAUCUUCUCUUCUUGUCUCUUUGUGUUUGUAAGGAGUGGAGAGGGAGCCAGACGUUUUAUGUAAAACCAUGUCAAAUACAUUAGAAUAGUUUUUUGGGUUUACGUAACAGCAAUGGGCAAUGCCAUAGCUAGAUUGUUUGAGCAAGUCUUUUCCUGUGGGCCGAAGGAAGUUCGGAUUCUGAUGCUAGGUCUGGAUGGCGCAGGUAAGACUACAAUUCUGUACAAAUUCAAACUUGGUGAGUACGUGAGAACCGUCCCAACAAUUGGGUUUAACAUAGAGACAGUGAGGUUUAAGAACCUGAGCUUCACUGUGUGGGAUGUGGGUGGCCAAGAUAAAAUCCGCCAUCUCUGGAGACAGUAUAUGGUUAAUGCACAGGGGCUCAUUUUUGUACUGGAUAGCUGUGACAAAGAGAGAAUAAAGGCAGCAAAACAGGAGCUAGAUAAACUGAUGAGCGAUCCAGAGCUAGCAGAUGUGAAGCUGUUGGUCCUGGCCAACAAACAUGACCUUUCAACUGCAAUUCCUGUAAGUGAAGCCACACAGAUGGUGGGUCUCAAUGAUCUCAAGCAAAGAAAAUGGCACAUCCAAAAAUGCAGUGGCAAGACAGGAGAGGGGCUCAGAGAUGGUUUGGACUGGCUUGCUAACGCCAUCAAAGAACCCAACAUCCUUCAAAGGGUAGGAAGCCUAAGAUUGCCUCGUUCUUUGUCCCACUCUUCUUCCCACAGAUCUUAUCCCGGGGCUUAACCCGAGUACAACCAACUUCAACAAAAGAUAUUUGCUCUGUACAUUAUAAAAAUAUGUUUGAUUUCCUGUUGUACAGAGGGCUGUGGCCAACUCUGGAAUGACUCAGUAGUUUUAAUUUGAUAACCUUUUUUUCUUUCAUAAAUGCAUGAUUCAGAAUAGUUGAUGAAAUCAAAAAGCUUAAUCAUAUCUUGGAUAUGGGACUUUGAUUUUUACUUUGUAUUUGAAAAACAAUGUAGGAAGAAGAUUUGUUUUACAGCA